ACACCGCCCGAGGAACUGUCAGGAGACGGCGCAGAUGUCGACAACCACAUCCAUGUUUUCUUGCAACAUUCCUUCGGAGACUUGAAAGUCGCCAUCCCGAUUUCCAGCAAUCGAGGGAUCAGCUGGCGGUUGAACGGGCAGACGGUUUAUCGUGGCGUCUAUGACGAUGUAGUUUAUUUAUAAUCGAGGCGAUGAUCCCCUCGAGCGACUUCACCUCACGCUCAGGCUAACGUCUCCUCUCCUGGCUUGAGGAACAGUGGUAUUUAAGGAUCCAUGCGGUCUUGCCUCACUGUUUUAUCCAAAGGGGAAAAAUUUUAAAGCAACGCCUACAAGUUUCAUCUGAGGCCUUCAUCCGAAGACACUGCUUUCAGAUGUUUCACGAUGACGGUUUCAGGUGCGUUCAAAAUUAUAUAGCCCGCCUAUUUCUUCCACGAAACCAUGUCGAACGCGAAACCCACUGCUUCACCAUCGAUUGUGCUACGCGGCUCAUCCUUCAGCAGCGUGUCUCCAGAUAAAAGUUCAAACUCAUCGGAUUUUGACCGAUAUUCCUACGCGUCUUCGUUAGGACAGACUACUCCUGAAGAUGACGAGAAUAAGAUAUUCAAACUUGACGUGCGGCAUACUUCUACCAGUGAGAGCGACACGAAUCUGCGUCCGGUCUUGCGAGGCAGCUUCAAUGUGAAGAAGGCCGCAACUGCACUCCAUCACCGUCAGCGCACGUUGUCUUCCAUUGUGAAGACUGUGAGCAGGGCUUUUACGGUCUUCAAGAAAAGGAAGUCGGACGAGGAGGAGCCGGUCUUCAUCGCUAGUCCAUUGCGAGAAAGGUUUGGAAGGAGGAUUUCGGUUAAAAUGAGACCAGAACAGUUCUACAGCCUUCCAAACCGAUAUUUCUCCGUGCAUGAUCUGCCUCUGCAAAAGGCCAAGACUGUUGGGCAUAGGGCGGAAAGAAGGAUAGCAUCCAUCUCGGGGCCGCCGUCCUCAAAUAUCAAUAAACCAUCCCGUAGACUGCGCAGCCCUAAUUUCAGUCUCCCUCUCGUCGAGGAACUACAGGCCGCUACGCCUUUGUCGCCACCUGUGGCUACGCAAGUUCCUCUUGCCGACUCCUUCCCCGAAGAGUGUGAAUCCUCACAGCAUAUUCUCAUUGGUAUUCUCCGCGUGGUGCUGUUUGUUCCCUGGUGCGCAGCAGUAGGCGGGGCGCUUCUUCUGUUCCCUCAGAAGCUCGAGGCUGUGGUGUUUCGCCCAGGCUAUCUCGAGUCCUCACAAGGUAUUCGCCAUUUUGCGUACUGGGCCGAGUGCGCAUUUCAUCAUGCCGUAAUCUUCCUGGCGUUCGUCGUCGUGCUCGCGUGGUCAAUGCUGCUGUGGGCGUUCCGGUGGCUUGUGGGCCCAUCUCCAGGUUCAUGUAUGUCUGAACCUGUUGACGAAGGGCACGGUGUUUGUGUACCAAACGCUUCUUAUUGGAGGUUGUGAAGGAGUACCGAGCGAGGACUGAUGUUAGAGUGCUUAUCCAAAGUGUCAGAAUGUAGUUUGAUUGAUUGCACAAUACAAGUGUACGACAAUCAGCCAUCUUCAAGUUCUUCCCCACAC
Messenger RNA from Suillus clintonianus, 1584 nucleotides. RefSeq lists its product as uncharacterized. The coding region runs from base 439 to 1467 and encodes 342 amino acids. The record is from RefSeq and is a predicted model, not a curated record. Lineage: Eukaryota; Fungi; Basidiomycota; Agaricomycetes; Boletales; Suillaceae. The transcript has 6 exons.